Pseudonaja textilis is the source of this 741-nucleotide messenger RNA. NCBI's taxonomy places the organism in Eukaryota, Metazoa, Chordata, Lepidosauria, Squamata, Elapidae. The record is from RefSeq and is a predicted model, not a curated record.
AAAACCCACCAAGGGGGAGGGGGAAGAGUUAGCAGGGAUGGGAAGUCCUCCCCCCCACCCACCCACCCCCGAUUCCCCAAGGCUCACCUGUCGUUUUUUUUUUCUUCCAGGUAUGUCUCACCUGACCAAGCCAAAAGCCAGGCCGCUCCAAGCGCCCAGGCCUCUCCUGCAGAAGCCAAGAUGGCCGCCAAGACCCCCCAGGUCUUGGAGAAAGGCCCAGUCCCAGCCGCCCAGCCGGCCAAGAAAGCCAGCACCGACCUCCUGGCGGACAUAGGAGGGGACCCCUUUGCGGCCCCACCCCCCAGGCCUGCUUUCUCUGCCUUCGGAGGCCCAGUAGCGGCUCACCCGGCCUUCUCCAGUUUCGAUGCCUUUGGGGCUGGCCCGGCAGCGUCGACGUUCGGGGACCCCUUGGCCACCGGCCCGAGUCCUUUCCAGAGUCCGCCGUUGACUGCAGGUGCUGCCCACGUAGGAGCCUUCCCCGCCUCUCCUGCCAGCCAGCCCGGGGUGGGCAUCGCGGGCUUGAGCGCCGGAGCCUUCCACAUGGGAGGGGUCCCAAGCAGUGUCUUCGGACCCCUCAGCCAGUCCCCCGCCAGCCCCGCGGCGGUUUUCGGAGUCCCCACCUGCACCAACCCCUUUGCCAGCCCGGUGCUCGCCCAGCCGACGCUGCCGUCCACCAACCCCUUCCAGACCAACGGCUUCGCCCAAGGUAAGCCUGCCCCCGGCGUUUCCCCCCACCGCCCC